UCUAAAGAACUUCGAGUCAGCGGGGCCUUCAAGCAUCCAAAAUACGCCGGGGUUGUAAAUGACAUAGCCUUCCUGACGUACUAGAGUUAUAACAUUUGAAUUUCUCUUACAUUCCACGUUCACGAAAUGGAUCCUAUCAAAUAUUUCACAUUUUCUAUGAUCAUCUCUAUUUUAGGUAUUCGGGGAAUCCUCCUUAAUAGAAGAAAUAUUCCUAUUAUGUCAAUGCCAAUUGAAUCAAUGUUAUUAGCUGUGAAUUUGAACUUUUUGGUAUUUUCCGUUUCUUCGGAUGAUAUGAUGGGUCAAUCAUUUGCUUCAUUGGUUCCAACGGUGGCAGCUGCAGAAUCUGCUAUUGGGUUAGCCAUUUUUGUUAUUACUUUCCGAGUCCGAGGGACUCUUGCUGUAGAAUUUCUUAAUAGCAUUCAAGGUUAAAGAUGACUCCUAGAGAAUUACCAAAAUACGAAGG
This is a messenger RNA of Mercurialis annua (annual mercury), 463 nucleotides long. Its product is annotated as NADH-ubiquinone oxidoreductase chain 4L-like. Lineage: Eukaryota; Viridiplantae; Streptophyta; Magnoliopsida; Malpighiales; Euphorbiaceae. The transcript has a single exon. Gene Ontology annotation, molecular function: NADH dehydrogenase (ubiquinone) activity. The record is from RefSeq and is a predicted model, not a curated record. Gene Ontology annotation, biological process: ATP synthesis coupled electron transport. Gene Ontology annotation, cellular component: NADH dehydrogenase complex. Bases 127 to 429 code for a protein of 100 amino acids.